Molecule: messenger RNA, 1283 nt
Organism: Pterocles gutturalis (yellow-throated sandgrouse)
Lineage: Eukaryota; Metazoa; Chordata; Aves; Pterocliformes; Pteroclidae
Gene: TMEM165
Product: transmembrane protein 165
Exons: 5
Biological process (GO): Golgi calcium ion transport; Golgi calcium ion homeostasis; manganese ion transmembrane transport
Cellular component (GO): Golgi apparatus
Molecular function (GO): manganese ion transmembrane transporter activity; calcium ion transmembrane transporter activity
Source: RefSeq, a predicted model, not a curated record
AAGGGGUCCUCGCCAGUUGCUCCGGUCCACAUUGUCAGUGAUGAGUCAGCUGACAAGACUAAUUUGGGCUUUAUUCAUGCAUUUGUGGCUGCUAUAUCUGUCAUCAUCGUAUCAGAACUGGGGGAUAAGACCUUCUUCAUUGCAGCCAUCAUGGCAAUGCGGUACAACCGUUUGACUGUAUUGGCUGGUGCUAUGCUUGCCUUGGGACUCAUGACAUGUUUAUCAGUUUUGUUUGGCUAUGCCACUACAGUUAUCCCUCGUGUGUACACAUACUAUGUGUCAACGGCACUGUUUGCAAUUUUUGGCAUCCGAAUGCUUCGGGAGGGCUUGAAAAUGAGUCCAGAUGAGGGUCAGGAAGAACUGGAGGAAGUUCAAGCAGAAAUUAAAAAAAAAGAUGAGGAACUUCAGAGAACUAAACUGUUAAAUGGGCCAGGAGAUGUGGAAUCAGGGCCAGGCACCACUAUACCUCAGAAGAAGUGGCUACAUUUUAUUUCUCCAAUCUUUGUUCAAGCUUUUACUUUAACAUUUUUAGCAGAAUGGGGUGAUCGUUCUCAAUUAACAACCAUAGUCUUGGCCGCCAGAGAGGACCCCUAUGGUGUGGCAGUAGGAGGAACAGUGGGACAUUGUCUGUGCACAGGUUUAGCAGUUAUCGGAGGGAGAAUGAUAGCACAAAAAAUUUCUGUUAGGACUGUGACAAUCAUAGGAGGCAUUGUCUUCUUAGCAUUUGCAUUUUCUGCACUAUUUAUAAGUCCAGACUCUGGUUUUUAAAAUUUUUCAUCACUGCAGAAGAACAAGGAUUGGAAGCAUUAAGCAGCUAUCCUUGCACAUUUUUGUAUAUAAUGUACAGAAUUAUAGUUAAACAAGCACUGAAGAGGAGACACUGAACUUUUUAUAGCAAAUGAUUCAUGGGACUGACACAUUUAUGGACAGCUUCUGCAGUGGAGAUCUGCUUAUUGUCUGGUUUGUUUAUUCUGUUGUGCCUGCUCCCUUGGUGGGAUUUGUGUGGUUUUCUUGCUUGCUGGACCUGGCUCAGCUGAGUUUUGAGGAUCUACUCUCAUCAGUAUUGAGGCUUCCUCUUUUCUCCCUCUGUAACACACGGCCACCUUUCCUGUUUCUUCAAGAGCUGAUUCUUAAGGUUUCUCGAAGCAGACUGUGUCUUGUUCCAUGUUGCUCAACAGAUGAUGUUAAAGAGAAAACUGCUGGCUCCCACCUCCAAGGACUUUGGUUCCGGGGUGCCCCAAAGCCGGAUAAUCUAAGCAACAAGAAAGCUGGGAGCAGUUCCU